This is a messenger RNA of Striga asiatica, 2386 nucleotides long. Lineage: Eukaryota; Viridiplantae; Streptophyta; Magnoliopsida; Lamiales; Orobanchaceae. The record is from the annotation of a GenBank genome assembly.
AUAACUGAGCGGUAGUGAUGCAACUUCUUUAGGAAGGCGUACAACUCUCAGUCAGAUCUCUCAUCUUCUCCCUCUCUCAAAGCUCCGAAAACUCACCGAGAUGGCGCUAAAUCUCCGCCAGAAGCAGACCGACUGCAUCGUCCGGAUGCUCAACCUGAACCAGGCGGUGGGCGGCGAUGCCGGCACGGCCAACGAGGAGGUCUACAAGAUCCUGAUCUACGACAGGUUCUGUCAGGACAUACUGUCGCCCUUGAUCCACGUCAAGGACCUCCGCAAGCACGGCGUCACCCUCUAUUUCCUCCUCGACAAGGAUCGGAACCCCGUGCACGACGUCCCCGCCGUCUACUUCCUCCAGCCGACCCCGGCCAAUGUGCAUCGCGUCAUCUCCGACGCCUCCCGAGCGCUCUACGACUCCUUCCACCUCAAUUUCUCAUCAUCGAUUCCCAGGCCUCUCCUCGAGGACCUCGCCACUGGGACAAUUAAUUCUGAUUCAAUUCAGAGGAUUGCAAAGGUGCAUGAUCAGUAUUUGGAGUUUGUGACCCUGGAGGAUAACUUCUUUUCUCUUGCCAACAAGAACUGUUAUGUUCAGUUGAAUGAUCCUUCGGCUGGAGAUAAGGAGAUUGAGGAAAUUAUUGAAAAGAUUGUUGCAGGGUUGUUCUGUGUUCUUGCAACCCUUGCAGUUGUGCCCAUUAUUAGGUGUCCUCGAGGAGGGCCAGCUGAGAUGGUGGCAUCCUUGCUGGACCAGAGACUGCGGGACCAUUUGCUGGCGAAGAACAAUUUGUUCAACGACGGGGGGAACUUCACCAGCACUUUUCAGAGGCCAAUAUUGUGCCUAUUUGAUCGGAAUUUCGAGCUAUCUGUUGCCAUUCAACACGACUUCAGGUACAAACCGCUCGUUCAUGAUAUACUCGGCCUUCGGUUGAAUAGAUUGAACGUGAAAGGAGAAAAAGGUGGGAUGAAAUCAUUUGAAUUGGAUAGCUCUGAUCCUUUCUGGACAGCAAACGGGUCACUCGAGUUUCCAGAAGUUGCUGUCGAGAUUGAGACGCAGUUGAGCAAGUACAAAAGAGAUGUUGAGGAGGUGAAUAGGCGAACAGGUGGCGGUGAGGCCGAGUUUGACGGGACUGAUUUGAUUGGCAACACGAAGCAUCUUAUGAAUGCGGUGAAUUCACUACCCGAAUUGACCGAGCGGAAACAAGUGAUUGACAAGCACACCAACAUCGCAACUGCACUGUUGGGUGAGAUUAAGGAGAGAUCGCUUGAUUCUUUUGCGAAAAAGGAAAGCGACAUGAUGAUCAGAGGAGGGAUCGACCGUAAUGAGCUUCUUGGCGUGCUUAAGGGCAAAGGGACAAAGAUGGACAAAUUACGAUUUGCCAUCAUGUACCUGAUUUCGACCGAGAGCAUCCCGCCUUCAGAAAUCGAAGUUGUGGAAACUGCACUGAGGGAAUCUGAGGUCGAUACCAGUGCCUUCCAAUAUGUGAAGAAGAUAAAAGCACUGAACGUGUCCUUAGCGUCGGCUAAUUCUGCAAGCAGGAGCAAUAUUGUCGAUUGGGCUGAAAAACUUUACGGGCAGUCAAUUAGUGCUGUAACUGCGGGAGUGAAGAAUUUACUGUCCAGUGAUCAUCAGCUGGCUUUGACUAGAACAGUCGAUGCUCUAAUGGAGGGGAAGCCUAAUCCUGAAAUUGACUUGUACCUCAUUUUCGAUCCCCGUGCGCCAAAGUCGAGCUCGGGCAGCCACAUGAGAGGGCCUUUUAAAGAGGCUAUUGUGUUCAUGGUUGGUGGUGGAAAUUAUGUGGAGUAUGGGAGCUUACAAGAGCUUGUCCAUCGCCAACAGCCUCCCAAGCAUGUCAUCUAUGGUACUUCCGAGAUUCUCACGGGGGGUGAGUUUGUCGAGCAGCUUGCGCUGUUGGGCCAGAAAAUGGGUUUGGGAGGCAAUCAUAGUGCAAGCCCAAUGAAAUAGACUUAACGUGCUUGUGCUUUUGCAAUUGCUGCGGCUGCAUUUUUGUUGUUCGAGAGCAACUCUUCUUCUUUCUUACCUCUGGUUGCCGAUGGCGGACUUUUAUUGCUCUGGAAAGUACUUUGAGAUGAUUUUGACUUUACUGAACUUGAGAGAUGUUAUUGUUUAAAACAUGUGUGUCCAUAGUUAUAGAAAUGGGGGUUAUGUAUUUGUUGCAGCAUAUAAUCAGUCUCUGUGCACUUGUGCAGGAAAUUGCUUGGUUGUAUCCUUUUGUGCUACUUUGCCAUGAUUUUGGAAAACUGAGCAGUAUUUUUUAGAUCACAUUUUACCCCAUAUGUGAAAUAGUAAAUUCUAUUCCAUUUGGGUAUGUUUGUUAAUUUUUUAUUUUCAUCAGAAAAAAUGUAUCACCUGGUCAGUAGUGAUGCAUUGCAG